This is a messenger RNA of Labrus bergylta (ballan wrasse), 1847 nucleotides long. RefSeq names its product N-acylsphingosine amidohydrolase (acid ceramidase) 1b (gene asah1b). Lineage: Eukaryota; Metazoa; Chordata; Actinopteri; Labriformes; Labridae. Gene Ontology annotation, molecular function: N-acylsphingosine amidohydrolase activity; fatty acid amide hydrolase activity. Gene Ontology annotation, biological process: fatty acid metabolic process. The record is from RefSeq and is a predicted model, not a curated record. Gene Ontology annotation, cellular component: lysosome.
AGUAAACUUCAUGUUAAAACCUCCUCAUAGCGAAGGACGACGUCGUGGGUGAAAUUGUGCAAAAAUGGGUCAUUCUGCUUUUUUUAUUUUAGCGGUGUUUUUAUCCAUAGCGUCGGCCCAGUUCAUACCACCGUAUACAGAAGACUGUCGGGCUGACAUGUAUCCACCAAAGGGUCCCACGUACAGAGGAGGUGUCAGCUGGUACACGGUGGACCUCGACCUGCCCCCCAGCAAGAGAUGGACAGCUCUGAUUACUGACAAGAAAACCGAACUGGUCAGCAUGGUUCAGGCAAUCAAAGACUUGGCUGAUAUGUUUGUGCCCAGCGGCAGACUGACAGAGUUGGUUGACUUAACACUGCCUUUAAUGGCGAGCACACUCCCAGAGCCUUUUGGUGAUGAACUCAAAGGAAUCGCAGACGUUUCAGGCAUUGCUCUCGGUGAAAUCGUCUUGUUCAACAUCUUCUACGAGGUGUUCACUGUGUGCACAUCAGUUGUUGCAGAAGACACUAAGGGCAACCUGAUUCAUGGUAGAAAUCUGGACUUUGGCUUAUUUAUGGGCUGGGAUGUGAAAAAUAAGUCAUGGAUCAUUAGUGAGAAGCUGAAGCCUCUGGUGGUCAACCUCGACUUCAAGAGAAACAACCAGACGGUCUUUAAGUCGACAAACUUUGCUGGAUAUGUUGGCAUGCUGACUGGUAUCAAGCCUCAACUUUUCACUCUGACUAUGAACGAACGCUUCAGCAUCGAUGGCGGGUACAUCGGAAUCCUGGAGUGGAUCUUCGGGAACAGAGAAGGCAAGUGGAUGAGCUUUCUCACUCGCUCUGUCCUAGAAAACGCAAACAGCUAUGAAGAAGCCAAAGCCCGCCUGGCUCAGACCAAGCUGCUGGCUCCGGCCUACUUCAUCCUCGGAGGAAACAGCACAGGCCAGGGCUGCAUCAUCACCAGGUCCAGAGUGCUCAGUCUUGAUAUCUUGGAGAUCGACCUGAAACUGGGCCGGUGGUACGUUCUGGAGACAAACUACGAUCACUGGAAGGCGCCAUUGUUCCUGGACGAUCGCAGAACUCCAGCCAUGAAGUGCAUGAACAAGACCACACAGACAGGUAUCUCUCUAAAGACCAUGUAUGACAUGCUCUCAACCAAACCAGUGCUAAACAAGUUGACUACAUACACAACACUGAUGCAAGUGUCCAAGGGAAAUCUGGAGUCGUAUAUUCGUGACUGUCCGAACCCGUGCAUGCCAUGGUAACAUUCAAACCGCUGAACCCCCAUCAGUUUGUCAAAGCUUACCUGCAUGGAGAAGCUGUGUUGGAAACAAGCUCAGCCGAUGUCAGCGCAAAAUUUAAGGGUUAUUCUUAGUGUUUGCACAGCUGCCAAUCACCUAAACCAAAGUGUGAUGAUGUCAAUCGUCCCCCCCCCCCCAGCAAUUAGGGUCUGCUUAAAGCUUGCAAUAAACUCUAAUUGCAAAUGUUUGUCUUUUAAGGGACUCUUGUACAAAUGUGAAACUUGGGUUUCCUUCUUUGAUGUUUACUGUUAAUAUGGGAUGGUUAAUCUGCAGGAUGAGAGAACUGGGAGUUAAAUGUUUGUGUAGACUACUGUAAAAUAAUUUGUCUAAUUUAGCAAACUUAGCCCACCCUCACCAUUGUGUGCCUCCGCACUGUGUGACCCAGCAUGAGUGUUUCUUUAACUCUGACUUAGUGACUUAGUGACUUAGUGACUCUGACUCUUAAGUUACAGGUUCUGUUUCAACACCUGACUGACCAUUUCACACACUGUAACUGACCAAUGUACCUCUCAGAUGGCUUUUUUGAAAAUGUAUAAUAGAUGUUUAAUAAAAGGAUUCACAGAUUUUU